AUGGCUGCCUUCUCUAAUACUGAGCCGAUGUACGACGACUUUGCCAAUCGUUCACCACGAUCUUUCCGCCAUCCAGCGAUGAAUCGCCAACCCGGAAGACCAGACGGCUUCUCAACCAUGCACGGUGGAUUCGGACUCGAGCAGACUCACGGUCUCAACUCUGCCCGCUUCGGCGGCAGACCUGAUCCUUUUGGCAGCAACUUUCAGCAGCCCCCUGCUGGCAACAUGUCCCACUUUCCCUAUGACAUGAAUGCGGCUCAAACCUGGAAUUCGCCCGCUCCUCCAUUGUCCUUUGGCACAAAUGGUAUGCCCGGCAUCGGUCAAAAUGGCGACCUAGGCCCAGCUCGUAGCGUCAAACCCAGCCGCGGCCGCGUUGGCAUCAACAAUAUCUGGUACGAUCAACUCCAGCCGCCUCAGCAGCCUGGCACGCCCUCGAUCAAUGCACCCCGUGGUGGACCCGGCCGUGAAAUUGACCUCGAUGACGAUGAAUUGAUCCCAACAGCCAUCGUCAUCAAGAACAUCCCUUUCGCCGUCAAGAAAGAGCAGCUCGUCCAGCUGAUGGUGGACAUGAAUCUGCCUCUGCCCUACGCUUUCAACUACCACUUCGACAAUGGCGUGUUCCGUGGGCUAGCAUUUGCCAACUUCACUUCGCCGCAGGAGACGGAGUCAGUCAUCAAUGCGCUGAAUCACAUGGAGCUGAGUGGUCGCAAGCUCAGAGUCGAGUACAAGAAAAUGUUGCCGUUGGUCGAACGAGAGCGCAUUGAACGCGAGAAACGCGAGCGACGUGGUCAGCUCGAGGAGCAGCAUCGUCCUCUUCCCCAGUCACAGCUCUCGACUCAGCUCUCCCUUGGGUCCAUGAACCGCAACACUCCAUCACCAUUGUCCUCUCGCUCCGCACCCAAGCCAGACGUGGACAUGAACGACCCGCGCACGCUUGAGCUUUACACAGAGAUGAUGAUCUUCCAGCGCGAUCAAAGCCGUGAAGUCCUGAUCUAUCCUGCCACUCUCGAGCCCCAGGAACGACGCACUGUGCACACCUUGGCACACAACAUGGGCUUGGCUCACACCUCGCGUGGCACAGGAGAUCAGCGGCAAGUACACAUCUACCGUGUUGCCCCCGGUAGCAACGUGAGCCCUCCGACUCUUUCUGGCGCUUUCCCUCAGGAGGGACUUCGCCAGACUCUAGGACGUUCUUCAACUGGUGAUGUUGCUAACGAACACCGCGCAUACGAAGCGAUGCCCUUCAACAAUCAAUCUAUCCUCCGUGGACAAUCUUCUGUUGGCCUGCUUGACGUUGACGGCGGCUACGGGCGCGGCGCCGAUAGCAACCUGCGAAACGCCAAGAGUUUUGCCGACCUGCGCUCGUGGAGUCCUUCGCCUGUGCCUUCGUCUGCAAGCUUCCCUGCUGCUCUGCAAACCAAUGGCGCUCGCUUACAGCAGCAGCAGCAGCACCAACAACAGCAGCAGCAGCAGGGCCUCAACGAUACCGCUGGCUCUAACACCCCUACUCUCACACCCACUGGUGCCCCGGCUGGCGGAAGGGACGAGCCUUUCCUCAUUUCCAGCAUGGGCAACAUGACGAUCGGGGGUCAGGCCCCCAACAACACCAGCCCUCGACGCCAGCGCAGCCUCUUUGCUGACUGGUCCGAAGGCUCUUCCAACUACCAAUCCAAUGCACCAAUUGGUAGCAAGCGCACCGUCAGUAUGGGACCAGAUAACCGAGAGUCGGUACCUAUCCGACAGUCUCGUGGUCCCACCUCGAACAACACGAUUGGAUUUGGACGACACCAAGGACGCGGGAGCGAUGAGCUUCGCAAGGCAGCAUCCGCGAUCGCAGAAUGA
This is a messenger RNA of Cyphellophora europaea CBS 101466, 1842 nucleotides long. RefSeq lists its product as uncharacterized. Gene Ontology annotation, cellular component: nucleus; cytoplasm. Gene Ontology annotation, molecular function: mRNA binding. The record is from RefSeq and is a predicted model, not a curated record. Bases 1 to 1842 code for a protein of 613 amino acids. Lineage: Eukaryota; Fungi; Ascomycota; Eurotiomycetes; Chaetothyriales; Cyphellophoraceae. The transcript has 3 exons.